AUGUCACGUCUUAUCCGCAUUUGUGUUCUUUUCUCGUUACCUGUACACCUACCUUUAUUUUCAUUUUAUCGCAUCUUUUCCCCCUUCUCUUUUUUUGGAGAAGUAGCUUAUAGCGGGGAGGUCUCUUUUCCUUCCUUAUUCGAUUACACUUCUUCCAUUCUCCCGAUGCUUCGGUUUCUCCACCGCCCGCUAACAGCACUGGGAACCCAAAACAAGUCGUAUCGCCGAUUUGUCUCACAACGCCAUGGAAAGGGCCGGCUGUUGGAAAAGGAAGUGGAGGAGACGAGACAAGCACCGGACUCUGUCACUUCCGCUGACCUUCUAAGGGAGGUGAAAAGGACGCGGGAUGAGGUGCAGCUUUUGGCGACAUCUGCGGAGGGACUGGCAGCCACGCGUGAUGGCGGUGGCCGCGAGAGCGACUGGGCUGAACCUUCUUUGAAGGAUCUCGACAGAUCCAUACCGCAGGUCGACUGCUCCUUCAUUGCCGAGCUUGUUCGCUCCCGCAACCGACAGUUGAAGGAUUUCUUACAGAGGAAAGCGAAAUUGGAAGAAAAGGUGGCGUUGUUGACGAGGCGGCAGGCUGGUUCCGUCAAGGAGUCUGUGGGGUACCCCGUCCUAAGCGCAUUUCGUGCAAGAAUGAGUGACGCCAACGCGACGGCGAGCUCUACUGAAGGCGACACGGCUGUUGCCGUCGCCCCAGAAGUGCUUGCGGAACUGACGGACGAGGAGCGUGAUUUGCUGUUGUGCUCGCGUCCGGACUAUGGCGAUGACUUUGUACUUCUCGACUGCCGCACUGUUAACGAGGUGACAUCAUGGGGAAUUAUUGAGGGCGCGAAGGUGCUUCCUGCGCAUGAGAUGUUUGAGGCGUUUCACCUCACACCAGAAGAGUUUGAAGUGGAGUUUGGAUUUACCAAGCCGCGACCAGAACAGAAGAUUAUAUGCUAUUGCCAGUAUGGGCCGCGGUCCCUGAUGGCAGCACAGGUCCUCAGUUGGAUGGGGUACACGAAGGUUCUUCACUUUCGUGACGGCUACUACGAGUGGGGGAAGCAAUACAACUUGUUGCUUCGCCGUUGGAUGCUACACGACAAGGAAUCUGGUAACGAGGUGAGGCGUCAAGUAGCGUUUCAAGCGGGCCUUGAACUGCAGCGAGAGAUCGCUCCGGAGUUCAACGAACUUCCCAUGCAGGAGGCGGCUCGGUACAAGAUUGACACGACCCGCAGUCGGGGUACAAUACUUGUUGGUGAGGGAUUGCGGGACGAGGCGUACAACCAAGUAAAGGCGCUGGUGGAUGGAAUGGAGCCGCCGCUACUGCCAGGAGUUCUGGACGCUGAGGAUCAAGUGACCAACUCAGGCGGCACCGUGGGCAGAUGCGAGCAUGAUCUCCAGCGGUUCCUUCAUGAGGCAACCGGAAUGGACGCCCACGAAGACGGCGCACAACCAUUAAGUCUGGCCGAAGCACAGGAGAAGGCCAUGCACUCCUUCGCGCAGCGGGACGACAACAAUCGUUCACGUUAG
Messenger RNA from Trypanosoma brucei brucei TREU927, 1515 nucleotides. RefSeq lists its product as hypothetical. The record is from RefSeq and is a predicted model, not a curated record. The coding region runs from base 1 to 1515 and encodes 504 amino acids. Gene Ontology annotation, cellular component: mitochondrion. The transcript has a single exon. Lineage: Eukaryota; Euglenozoa; Kinetoplastea; Trypanosomatida; Trypanosomatidae. Gene Ontology annotation, molecular function: thiosulfate-cyanide sulfurtransferase activity.